Messenger RNA from Molossus molossus (Pallas's mastiff bat), 3449 nucleotides. It is a transcript of the gene BNIP3L, whose product is annotated as BCL2 interacting protein 3 like. The coding region runs from base 99 to 713 and encodes 204 amino acids. Gene Ontology annotation, cellular component: mitochondrial outer membrane; mitochondrial envelope; nucleus. Lineage: Eukaryota; Metazoa; Chordata; Mammalia; Chiroptera; Molossidae. Gene Ontology annotation, biological process: defense response to virus; mitochondrial outer membrane permeabilization; positive regulation of apoptotic process. The transcript has 7 exons. The record is from RefSeq and is a predicted model, not a curated record.
AGGAGCAAAAAAGGGGGCGGGGGACUCGGCUUGUUGUGUUGCUGUCCGAGAACCUGAGCCAUUCCAGCUGCGGCCACAGCUCCUCCAAUCGCCCGGCAAUGUCGUCUCAUUUAGUAGAGCAGCCACCGCCCCUGCAUAACAACAACAACAACUGCGACGAAGGGGAACAGCCUUUGCCCCCGCCAGCCGGCCUCAACAGUUCCUGGGUGGAGCUACCUAUGAACAGCAGCAAUGGCAAUGAUAAUGGCAAUGGGAAAAAUGGGGGACUGGAACACGUCCCUUCCUCAUCUUCUAUCCACAAUGGAGACAUGGAGAAGAUACUUUUGGAUGCACAACAUGAAUCAGGACAGAGUAGUUCAAGAGGCAGUUCUCACUGUGAUAGCCCUUCCCCACAAGAAGAUGGGCAGAUUAUGUUUGAUGUGGAAAUGCACACCAGCAGGGACCAUAGCUCUCAGUCAGAAGAAGAAGUUGUAGAAGGAGAGAAAGAAGUUGAUGCUUUGAAAAAAAGUGUAGACUGGGUGUCGGACUGGUCCAGUAGGCCUGAAAAUAUUCCACCUAAGGAGUUCCACUUCAGGCACCCUAAACGUUCUGUUUCUUUAAGCAUGAGGAAAAGUGGAGCCAUGAAGAAAGGGGGUAUUUUCUCUGCGGAAUUUCUUAAGGUGUUCAUUCCAUCUCUCUUCCUUUCUCAUGUUUUGGCUUUGGGGCUAGGCUAGGAAAACACACCAUUUUAUUGUAUAGUCCUUGAGUGAAACUGCAUCUAUAUUGGAAAACGACUGAGCACACCUUCUGCCAGCACCUACUGAAGGACAGAAAGCCCCUGGAAAAGCAUGUGACCUGUGAAGUGGUGUAUUGUCACAAUAGUUUAUUUGAACUUGAGGCCAUUGUAAGCGUGAUCCAACCUACAACCCUAUUUUUACAUAUCCCAGCUCCAGUAACUCUCAAAUCCAGUAUUUUAUUCAAACUCUGUUGAGGCAUUUUACUAACCUCAUUCCCUUUCUGGCCUGUAAGACACUUUAGAAUUUCCUAACAGAGUUUACCGUUGUUUAGAAAUUUGCAAGGGCUUCUUUUCUGCAAAUGCCACCAGCAGAUAAUAAUUUGUCAAUAAUGCUAUUGUCUCCUUUUAGUACCACCAGAUUUAGACCGGAAUCGUUCAUGGUAUAAAUUUUACUCUUGCAAGAUGACUACCAUCUCUCUCUUAAAAUGAGAUCAGAUUAGCAAAUGAUAUAAAGGCUUUCUUGUUUUGUUUUGUUUUUUAAGCUUCCCAAGCUUGAAUUUAGUUAUUAAAAAAGAAAACAAGAAAAAAAAAGACAAGAAAAAAUAUAAAAAUAUCUUGGGCAAUAAAAAUUUAUUUUAAACCAGCUUUGUCUAAGCCUCCUGAUGGCACCUUUUAAUUUGUAGGAGGCAGUCUAUAUAAAUGAUAGUAUGAAAUAGAAUAAGAACUAAAGUACAUCAGCAGAUUUUAAUAUUAGUAUGUUAUAGUGCUGUCUUUUCUAGGAUGUAGAAUCUUUAUUUCUGGUAAGGAACGUCUCAGGCCUAUUUUGGGAUUUUUGCAUAUGUUUUUGGUAUUUUUAUGUUUAUUAGCGGCAUGUGAAUUUUUCAUGGUUUUCUUUAAAUUAAAAAAAAAAUGUGUUUUUGUUUUUUUCCCUAAGAUGAGGCUUUGGAAUGAGGUCCAGUUUGUGAUAUAAAUGCAGGCUUAUUGUUUUAGGAAGCAUCACAUACACUCUGAAGCCUUUAAACUCUACAGAUAAUUGUUUCUGAGUUAUUCCAAACACCUGUGCAGCUUUGAAAAACAGAUUUGGUUUGUGGGAACAUUUGACACCAUUCUGAAAAGAUGCCAUUUGUUUUUUUCUGAUCUCUCCUUUUUUAAUGUUUACUGUAUAAUCUUCCCCAGGUGAUUCCUGUGAUUCUGCAGGUACUAGUCACUCUCUCUUGUAGCCAUCUUUUCAGAUAUAUUAAACUCCUGAAGUUCCAGAGCUCUCAACAACUUCUUUCUGUAACAUACUUUGUUUCUAAAAUGUGAAGCUUUAGGACCAAAUUGUUAGAAAGCAUCAGGAUUACCAAUUAUUUCAAGUAGAGUUAUUGGAUUUCAGAACAUAUAGCAUGAUUCUGAAGGAUACUAUUAUGUGUUUUAUAUAUAAAUAAUUACUGUUUAUGAUAUAGACAUCACUAUUGACUAUUUAGAGAACCAUUGUUAAUUUUAAAACUAGCAAUUUACUCAUUUAAAAAAGUGCAUCAGGUUGACUUGAAUAAAAACGCUUUGACAACCAGGUUUGCCAGUUUGCAGAAGCUAUCUAAUUUUUCUCUCUCACAUUGUUUUUAAAAAUUUAUGUUAUAGUGGAAAAUAACAUACAGAUUAAACAAAAAAUUUGUGACUAUCUUUUUUAAGAGUAUAGCUGGCUAUCUUUAAGAAAAAAUCGAUAUAUAUAAAAUAGUUUUCUGAAUUAUUUUUACUUUUCUUUCUGGCAAUGGAUGCUGAGUAAUUUUGGAUGUCUUUUUAAUAUACCUUGUUUCUGUUAUUCUUAAACCUGGUAACACUUGAUUUGCCUUCUGUAACUUAUUUGUUUCAAGUGUUCAUAUUUAAAUUUCUUUGGGAAGAAUGAAAAUCUGAUGAUCCACUUAUUUUGAAAAGCCUGAAUAAAAUUGUAAAGGCUGGUAAAGUUAAGAGAACUAAAUAACUGCUAUCGUAUCCAAUUUGUAUUACAAUUGGUAUUAUGGGAGAGAAAGCUAAAAUUAUUAUUAAAAUAAGAGCAACUUUUUACAGGCAAUGCAUUGCCCUCUGAAAUUCAGAAACAGUUCUGUCAGUGAUUGAACUUGGGUAUAUUUAUGGUAUUUUUUUCAACAUUAAAAAAAAUUUAGUUCUGCCCUUUUUCUUAAAAAUACUAAUGAGAUUUUGGACUGUUUAUUACAUGGUCACAGUAGAACUUCUCACAAGAUGGAAUCAUGCAGUAUUUAUUGAUAGCACUAACAUGUGGGACAAAUGUUUAUGCUCCUUCCCAGAUUUGUGUUGAACAGAAACAGAUUAUGUAAUUGGAAAGGAGAAUCUAACAAAUUAACAGUUAUUUUAAAAAUAAUGUUUAAAAAAGCUUUACACCUGUUUAUAAUUUGGAGAUGAAAAGACAGGCUUCAUUUUUCUAGUGUGUGAUGAAAACUGGCUUAAAAUAUUUACAAAUAGAGUCCAGGGUAAAACUGUACAAACUUGCUUGUUGAAAAGUGCAAGUUACUUUGCAGUACAAAUAUUUACUGUUCUAAAAAAUGAAAAUUGAAGACUUAGCCAGGCAGAUGAAUUUUUAAGUGAACCAGGUGUUGAAAUUAUUGGAAUUAACUGAGCCAAAGUGAUUAUGCAUUCUUCAUCUAUUUAGUUAGAUCUUUGUAUCAUUAUAUACAGUUUACAAUACAUGUGUAACUUGUAGCUAGAAUCAUUUUGUGCCAUUAAAGCUCUCACAAAACUC